Messenger RNA from Ornithorhynchus anatinus (platypus), 2684 nucleotides. It is a transcript of the gene SLC2A6, whose product is annotated as solute carrier family 2 member 6. The record is from RefSeq and is a predicted model, not a curated record. Lineage: Eukaryota; Metazoa; Chordata; Mammalia; Monotremata; Ornithorhynchidae. Bases 301 to 1824 code for a protein of 507 amino acids. The transcript is spliced from 10 exons. Gene Ontology annotation, biological process: transmembrane transport. Gene Ontology annotation, molecular function: transmembrane transporter activity. Gene Ontology annotation, cellular component: membrane.
CGGGACCCGCAGCGGCAGCUGCUGCAGCGGGAGCAGUUUUGCAGUAGCUGCUGCAGCAGGUUUGCAGCAGAAGCAGUGUUGCUGCAGCAGCGGCAGGAGGAGGAGGAGACGGAGGAGCGUCGGGGCAGCGUUUGGGGUUGGGUCCGGGGUCGUGGCCGGGCAGGGCGUGCGGGCCCCCACGGGAGCCGGGACGGUGCUCGGCACAUAGUAAGAGCUUAGCACAUACCAUCCUCCUGCUCCUCCUCCUCCUCCUCCUCCUGCCCCGGCCGGGGCCCGGCCCCCGGGGCCCGGCCUCGCACCAUGCAGGAGCCGCUGCUGCGGGACCCCGGGCCGGACUACGACACCUUCCCCGAGGAGCCGCCCAGCCCAACCGCCGCCAGACCCGCCAAGGCUCCACAGAACAAGCGGCUCUUCCUCGCGGCCUUUGCGGCCGUGCUGGGUAACUUCAGCUUCGGCUUUGCGCUGGUGUACACGUCGCCCGUCAUCCCGGCUCUGGAGAGCUCCCCGAACUCCGCGCUGCACAUGACCAAGGUGGAAUCGUCCUGGUUUGGGUCGGUGUUCACUCUAGGGGCGGCCGCGGGAGGCCUGAGCGCCAUGCUCCUCAACGACCUGCUGGGCCGGAAGCUGAGCAUCAUGUUCUCGGCCUUGCCCUCGGCGGCCGGCUACGCGCUCAUGGCCGGCGCCAGCCGCCUGUGGAUGCUGCUGCUGGGGAGGACGCUGACGGGCUUUGCCGGGGGACUCACGGCCGCCUGCAUCCCGGUGUACGUCUCCGAGAUCUCCCAUCCCAGGGUCCGAGGGGCGUUGGGAGCCACACCCCAGAUCAUGGCUGUCUUCGGUUCCCUCUCCCUGUAUGCCCUGGGUCUGAAGUUGCCCUGGCGCUGGCUGGCAGUGGCGGGCGAGGUGCCCGUGCUCGUCAUGAUCCUCCUGCUCUGCUUCAUGCCCGACUCCCCACGCUUCCUGCUUUCCCAGGGCAAGGAUGAAGAGGCUCUGCGGGCACUGGCCUGGCUGCGGGGCAAGGACGCAGACAUCUGCCAGGAGUUCCAGCAGAUCCAGGAGACCGCCCAGAGCCGGAAUGGACGUAUGAGCUGGGCCGAGAUCAAGGAUCCCUUCGUCUACAAGCCCAUCUUCAUCUCCGUGCUGAUGCGUUUCCUGCAGCAGUUGACGGGAGUCACCCCCAUCCUGGUCUACCUGCAGUCCAUCUUCAAGGGCACGGCCGGAUUCCUGCUCCCGGAGUACGACGCCGCCAUCGUGGGGGCCGUGCGCCUCGUGUCCGUGCUCAUCGCCGCCGCCACCAUGGACAAGGCCGGGAGGAAGAUACUCCUGUUCGUCUCGGCUUCGGUCAUGUUUGCCGCCAACCUGGCCCUGGGGCUGUACGUCCUCCUGACGGCGCCGCGCGAGAUCCACAACGGCACCGUGCCCCAUCCCGGCGGGGCCCUGGGGGACCCGGGGUCCGUCGCCGCUCCGGAGUCCCCCAACUACAUCACCCUGAUACCCCUCAUUGCCACCAUGCUCUUCAUCAUGGGCUACGCCAUGGGCUGGGGUCCCAUCACGUGGCUGCUCAUGUCGGAGGUCCUCCCGCUGAAGGCGCGGGGCGUGGCCUCGGGGCUCUGCGUGCUCGUCAGCUGGCUCACGGCCUUCGCCCUGACCAAGGCCUUCCUCCUGGUGGUGGAAGACUUCGGCCUUGAGGUCCCCUUCCUGUUCUUUGCCGCCAUCUGCCUGGUGAAUCUGAUCUUCACGGGAUGCUGUGUGCCGGAGACCAAGGGCCGGACCCUGGAGCAAAUCGAGCACUUCUUCCGGACCGGGCGGUGGUUGUUGGUGAAGUAGGGGCGCCCCCCCCGCCCCCGUGCCCCGUGCAGGCGGCGGGCCGGGGCUCUGACGGAUUGCCUUUGACCUCUGGGCGGCGGCGGCGGCGAGGGCUCGGGCAAGUGCCGGCCACCUUCCGGCCCGGAGGGCAUUCGUGACCCGAAGCCCCGCGGGACCUCGGCGUCCCGGGUGUUCCCGGCCCGGGCCCGUCUCCGACGUUCAGCCCAGGGACCGGGCUUCCCGGCACCGCACGGACAUCGACUCGCUCCCCUCUCCUUCCACCUGCCCGCCCUCCGCACCUGGUUGGACCGCGGCACAAGGACGGGGCGGACGGACCCCCGCUCUCCCAGCCCGGUGAGGGGAGCGGGGCGGCCCGCAACCGAGCCCAGUCGCCCGAAGAAUCGAUCAGUCGUCAAGCCUCUCCAGGGCAGGGUGCGGGGGAAAGGAUGAGUUCCUCAGGACAGAUGCCGGCAGGGAGGUUUUGGGGGCAGCCUGGAAAGUUUCCAACAUCGCGACUUGGGAGUGGGAAGAGGAGCUGACUCGAGCGGCUGUCGACCGCUCCCCCGCCCAGCCUGGACUGGCCGUCCUCUCAAGUGCCUUAACGAUCCGAGCGCGUUCGCCCUGCCCGGCUGCUUGCCAGGUGGAGCCGGUCCGUCCGUCCACCCGUCAAGUUACUGACAGGCCGGAGGCAGCGGCGGGAGGUGGAUCGUGCCGGCCGGGCCCCGGGUCAGCGGAUUUGUCCUUUCCUAUCUGCCCAGCCCCACUCCUUCCCUCCAGCUGCCCUGCCCCUGCCCCAGCUGGAUCCCACGGAGAGCUGGAGCUCCGCACAGCCAAACUGAUCCUUUUGCGAAAAUAAUUAUAGUAAUUGUGGUAUUUAUUAA